Cyclocybe aegerita is the source of this 744-nucleotide messenger RNA. Lineage: Eukaryota; Fungi; Basidiomycota; Agaricomycetes; Agaricales; Hemipholiotaceae. The record is from the annotation of a GenBank genome assembly.
AUGCCAGCGGAUACGCCGACUCGCAUUCCUGGGCUGCGACGGCUCGGCAUCCCCACAACUAUGCCUUCAACUGGUGGCACACCCAGGCCAACGGUCGUGCAAAUCGGGGACAGCAUCCCAGAAUCAACGUACUGGCACCUCUCAACAGUCUUAAGGAAAACUCCACACUAUGAAAACCAAUACUACCUAUCCCUCAAUGGCUAUCUAAAGACCAUCUUCCCCGAAGAGCAGCUAUAUGGGGUCGCUCCUCAGCAUAUUAUCCGUCCGUCGUUGGAUGCGGACGACAUCGACGAGUUCCAGCUUGCAGAGCUGUCCUUCACCUCAACCGGAGGGGUCCACGAAUCUCGAUUUCAAGCUGGGCAUGAGCGGGGCAAGAAAAUACCCGACUUCACAAUCAUUAGAGUCAGGCCGACAUCCCUCAACAUGUACAACAAAUUUUUUGUUUGCAUCCUCGAGGUCAAGCGGGACGAAGUAUCCAAAUCGCAUGCCAUCGAUCAGCUGCUGAGCUACCUGCUGGCGAUGCGUGACCACUCGCGUCACGAUCCAGACGCGCCUGGGAUCCUUCUUGAAGGUCGGAAGUGCUCUGUCUGGCGCCUGGUGGACGAUGAAGUAUUCGGCACAAAUAUUGAUGUAGUGGAUGAAUUUGAUGUGUUGGACGAGAUUGAUGCGGAGACGGGGCUGGACAAGCUUACCGCUCUUUUGGCAGAUAUUUCUUGCAAGCACUGGGAUAGAGCAGAUUUUUGA